GUUUUUCGUAAAUUUUUCACGUUGAUAAACGAAUUAAAUAUUAGACGUUUUUGUCAAAUAAAUGAUAAAACCCGACAUACAAAAUGGAACUAUAUGUUUUAAAAGCAGUAAGAAAAGAAAUUAUGUGAAAUGAAAAGUGUUAUUUAAUAUGUAAAAUUUGAAAGGCUUUAUUGACAAUUUAAAUUUUCGACAUUUUACCGUCUAUUAAAAAUUCUAUUCUUAAAUGUAUCAAUUGUUUCAAGGCUACUUAAGGUUAUAGUAGGUUAUAGUGAAAGUUAGCGUUACUAACGCCCCCUAUUAGACAUUACUUGUUUCAGUAAGUUCUGCAAGUACGUAAAAAAAAUGUCGACGACACUGUAUGACGUGUAGUUUACAAUUGUCAAGUUGUCAGCUGCAAAAUGGAAUAUUUUAAAAGUAGAUUAAAGUCUGUCUUAGGUUCUGCAUCUGUAGAAAACGAACCAUCGAGUAUUGAAACGGUAGAGCGACUGAUAGACAGGUUACAAUCGUCGAUGUUGUUGGAUGACAGGCGAGAUGCUUGUCGUGCACUUAAAGCUCUUUCGCGCACUUAUCGUAUCGAAGUGGGAGCUCAAGGAAUGUGUGCAUUACGACAAAUUUUAGAAAUGGACAGGACUGAUUGUGAAAUCAUUAGUUUAGCACUUGAUACACUUUGUAAUAUAACAAAUCCUAAAGCAUUUGAUGAAGAAGUGGAUCAGUAUUGGCCCAACAUCAAAGUGGGAGAAGAAUUUACAGAAAUAUUUAUUAAAGACACAGAUAGCGUGGGAAUAGUUUUAACACUCUUGGAAGAAUUUGAAUUCAAAGUUAGGUGGCCAGCAUUAAAGUUAUUGAUGAAUUUGUCAACUAAUAGAUUAAAGGAUAUACAAGAAAUAAUUUUAGUUAGUCCCAUGGGUGUAUCUAAACUGAUGGAUCUCCUUAGUGAUAGUAGAGAAGUCAUACGUAACGAUGUUUUAUUGCUUCUUAUUCAAUUAACAAAAGCUAAUGCAAAUAUUCAAAAAAUUGUUGCUUUUGAAAAUGCGUUUGAUCGUAUUUUCGAUGUUAUUGCACAAGAGGGCAAUGUAGAAGGUGGUAUUGUUGUGGAAGAUUGUCUACUAUUAAUGUUAAAUCUUCUAAGGGGUAAUGUAAGCAACCAAAAUUUUUUUAAAGAAGGCAGUUAUAUUCAAAAAUUAACACCAAUGUUUCAAAUAUCAUCCGAACUUGAUGACAAUCCUCUAAGCACAUGGAGUCCACAGAAGGUAUCAAACAUUCAUUGCAUGGUUCAAGUCAUUCGUGCAUUGGUAACACCAAGCGGAUCUGCUCAGGCAGUAUCGAAUUGUCAACACAUUAUGAGAGCCUGUGGUCUUCUACAAGCUUUGUGUAACAUAUUGAUGGCUAAUGGUGUACCUGCGGAUGUACUGACUGAGACUAUUAAUACAGUGGCUGAAGUUAUUAGGGGAAAUUCCAGUAACCAAGAAUUUUUAGCUGGAGUAAUGGCACCUAGCAAUCCUCCUAGACCUGCGAUUGUUGUCUUACUUAUGUCUAUGGUGAAUGAAAAGCAACCAUUUGCUUUAAGAUGUUCCGUUCUCUACUGCUUUCAAUGUUUUUUAUAUAAAAAUGAAACGGGACAAACUCAGCUUAUUCAAACUUUGUUACCUCAGGGAAAUGAAAUGCCAUCAUUGACGACAGGACAGUUGUUAUGUGGAGGUUUAUUUUCCUCUGAUUCCUUAUCGAAUUGGUUUUCUGCCGUGGCAUUGUCUUAUGCAUUGAUCGACGACAAUACACAGAAGGAACAAUUGUUACGUGUAUUACUUGCAACAAAUAUUGGAAAACCACCAGUGACCUUGAUGCAACAAUGUGUCAUGUUACUGCAACAGGGCAAUAAAAUACAAUGCAAAUUAGGUCUUCUAAUACUACUUUGCAGAUGGAUUGCACAUUGUCUAACUGCUGUUAAAUCAUUCUUGCUUAUUGAUUCAUCCGUAGCUUAUUUAACAGCUCUGUUAUCAUCACAGGAGAAUAACGAUGAUUUGCAAGAAACAUUAUUACAAAGUAUGUGCGCCAUACUUAUUGGGUUGUGUGUACAUUUUAAUGAUAAUAGUAUUUCUAACUACACAAAGGAAAAAUUAUGUAAUUUAAUCGAAAAUAGAAUAGGAUUAGAAAGAUUUCAAGAUGCUAUCGGUGGUCUUGCUAGACACGAGGUAUAUUCUAGAACUUUAAAACAUCCUCAACCCUCGGCGAAGAAUCCUUCUGAACUUUUAUUAGAUCAUGAAUUUUGUAGACUAUCAAAAACGUUGGAGGGUGUGAUCAUAAAGUCAGUUUUAGACGGAAGUAGCUUGCAUCAUAAAAAUGAGAUUACAACACCUACUGUGUCGGACUCUGUUUUAGUAGCUCAAUAUAAAGAGCUUAUUCGAGACCAAGAUUUUCAAAUACAAAAGCUGAAUCAACUUACGGAAUCACUCGUAAAAGAAAAAAACGAACUUGAAGCACAAGUACACGAUCUUCGAUCAACUAUUAGUCAUUUAAAGGAUCAAAAUUUAGUUUUACGAGCAGCACAAACUAAUUUACAAUCGGAAGAAAGUGAAUCCAAUAGUGUUAUAAUCAACGAAGGUUGCACAAAAGAGGCAGAAAAAUAUAAAACUGUGAUUGCAGAGUUAGAAAUUCGUUUAGUAGAAUAUGCUUCAAUGGUAAAAAAAUAUGAAACUGACUUCGAACGUAAGUUAAAAGAAAAAUCUGAGGAAUUAGAAAAAAUGAAGAAAGACCAAGAAGAUCUUUUAGAACUUUUAGCAGAAGAUGAAAGCAAAAUUAUGCGUUACGAAGAAAAAUUGGCUGCAUUAGGUGAGAAAAUCGAGACGGAUGAAAGUUCUAUUGAAUUAGACACCGAUGAUCAAGCAGAAUCCAACAAUCUCGUCGAUCGUAUUGAAUGAUUGAUAUCGCCUUAAAACUCGAAAACUCUUACAAUAGACUAAUAGCAGUUCAAAAAGACUCUUAUUUCGAUGAUAUUUUUUAUUGUUUUUUUCACAUUUUCUUCCUAUCUGUUUGUUUAAAAUAAUAAUAAAUCAAUGUAUUGUGAUAAUACGAUAAAUUAUAAAUAUUAGCAAGAAUCUAAAUCACUGAUAAAUAUUUGAAUUACAUUAAAAACACAUACGAGAAUUCAU
Molecule: messenger RNA, 3146 nt
Organism: Bombus huntii
Lineage: Eukaryota; Metazoa; Arthropoda; Insecta; Hymenoptera; Apidae
Gene: p115
Product: general vesicular transport factor p115
Exons: 12
Coding region: 399-2915 (838 amino acids)
Biological process (GO): transcytosis; vesicle fusion with Golgi apparatus; intracellular protein transport
Cellular component (GO): cytoplasm; Golgi membrane; ER to Golgi transport vesicle membrane
Source: RefSeq, a predicted model, not a curated record